Messenger RNA from Acanthosepion pharaonis, 2760 nucleotides. Lineage: Eukaryota; Metazoa; Mollusca; Cephalopoda; Sepiida; Sepiidae. The record is from the annotation of a GenBank genome assembly.
AUGUCAACUGACGAAUCCGUUGCUUCGACAGCUGAACAGUUGCCUUCAUCAGUCACUGUUGUGGCCUUAACAUCACAAACCACACAGACGGCUAAUGCUUUGGAUUCAAUGCCGACGCCGUUGGUUCGAUCACUGCUGUCGACCAGCUUAACAGAUAUGUCAUUCAACCGGCACGAUGCGAGUAAAGACACGAUUAAUCCAGGAGACACGACUGCCAUGAUGGUAGCCCCCGGAUCAUGUGAGACACGCCCACCGAGUAGCAGUUUACAUGAACUCAUCCAAGAAUGUGACUGCGACCACCGUCACCACUUUCGCCAUCAUCACUAUCAUCGUCACCACCAUCACCACCACCACCACCACCACCACCUCCAUCAUUCUCCACCCCUUUUUUCACCGGCCCAUAUAACUCCGACCUGUUCCCACCAACACGUCCAUCACCAUCGUACCCUCUACAAUCACCACUCUCAUGGUCAACCCGGAUUGCCGGGUGCCUCUGCUUUGGUGACCCGACGAACAUGUGGAUCGGAAACAGAGGCAAGGAUUGAACCUGAAAUUUUGGAUUCUUCAGAAAGUGUGCUUUCAUCUAUAUACCGAGGCCAACCCUCUUCGCUCUCAGUCAAAGUCAGAAACUCGACAGAAAACAGUGAAAGCUGUAGUAGUAGUAGUAGUAGUCGAAACAGUAAAACGACUGAUAUUAGUAAUCGUAAUCUAAUUGAUAUUAGCGAUAGAACAACUCAACAAAGACUCACCGAUAAUAAAAACAAAGGUGAUCACCAUGAAGACCGUAGUAGUAGUAGUAAUAGCAGUAGUAGUAAUAGCAGUAGUAGUAGUAGUGUUAGCGGUUACAUUCCUGAGUGGGGCGCUGUUGAAACUUUCCCACUAGUGACUCUUACGGCGGAGGCAUCAGCGGCAGUUUGGACAACAGCUACUGUAGCAGCCGAAACCCACAGCCCGUCAUUGGUGAAGAUCUGCGACCCCCCUGAGCAGGUGGCUACCUCUGUACACCCCCACCACUACCACCAUCACCAUCAUCCUUAUUUCAGUCAUCACCAUCAUCAUCACCAUUAUCGACAGCAAAAGAAAGCCGAGGAUGAAAGCGACAGUGUUCUAGAGGCGAAGACGCAACAGUUUGGUGUACCCAGCAGACAGACAACCACCCUUCCUGCGUCUGUUAACCCGUACCCGUUUCUCGUCUCAGCUGCAACCUCAAAUAUUACUACAACGAUAACUACAACAAUAAUUACUACUAACACUACUACUGUUCUUAGCCCACAUCUGAGAGCUAAUACUACAACCCAAGGAAAUAGUGCCUCCUAUUCAACUAUUAUCACUACUGCUUCUUUCACAGUUUCCCCAACAAUUACGAGCGUAGUCUAUACAGAUCGUAGUGUGCCUUUGGUCCACGCCUUCGUCUCACCGACUGGACCCACCAAAAGAAGUCCCAACACACCCCCAUCUGUAGCGAUAACCACUGCCGGUGCAUCUGACCGCAUCGUAAACCCUGCUUCGACAAGCGAGGAGGGUGUUGCGUGUGACGAGCUUGUCGCAUCAGGACGAAAAGCUAGGGAAAGGGCAGGGGAUCUGGCAACAAACCAGACAGAGAGAAUAAUUGUUGAAGCAGAGAAAGACGUGAAAGAGAAGGAGACUGAAAGUGAAGAGGAACGAGGUGACGAAAGUGUUGAACAGACAAAGGGAUCCCUCCGUCUCUGCCGGUGUCGAGGAAACCGAGAAGUAGAAAGAGUGAAAAAGGAAGAAAAAAAAGACAGAGACGAAGUGGUUUUCAGUAGAGUAGAGAUCGAAAUCGACGGGGAAGAAGAGAAGAGUGAAAACAAGCUGGAAAAAUUGGACGAAGGGAAGAGAAGGGAAAUUGUGUGCGAUGUGGUAGAGUUUGUGUUAAAUCGAGAUAAUACUCCAUCUAAAGUAAAAGAGAAACAAGCUUUGAUAACAACAAGAAUAGUACAUGAAAAUCAAAACCCAUUCAUUAAUAAAAGCGAUUACAAUCAAUAUCACGACCACGUUGAGUCAAAUAUUUCUUAUAAAUCCCUUCUUCAAAGCGAGCUAAAUCCCCGAGAACAGCAGUUGAAUAUUCCGGAGUCUUACGAACUCUCCACAUGUCAACCGAAUUCAGUCGCUCGUGAACCAAAACAAUCUACUUCUUUAUCGCUCUUACGUCACAGGGACAGCCUUACAGAAGAAAGUACUGUGGUAGAUCUUAACUCGUUUUAUGUUACGCCACAAACCGAAACUGAAUGUUUAGAGACAAUUCAAAAUGAAAAGGAUGAAGAGAGACUGGGGAAAGUUAAGUUAGAAAAAGAAGAUGGGGAAGAGGAGGAUGAAGUUCUUUUAGCAACUAACGAAACGAAUACAACCGUCAUUUCCGACCAUAACAAACAGGUUGAGGAUAGCAUACGUCGUCAGUUUGUGGGUCUGAAUUUGCGAGGUAUUCCAGAUGAGAGCCCACCGAUUUCUCCGGCUCGCGCCGAACGCAAACCGCUUAAAGUUGCGUUUGUUGGUAUGGACGAAACUAAGGAAGCGGACGUUGAACAAGAAGGUCAGCGAGAAAACAGUUCUGGUUUUAACAUACGGAAAAAUAUGAAUUGUAAUCGGUAUCAUCAACCACGGAUGUCAUUACUCGGAAAGCCACUACAUUUUCAUGGCCAUAGGAGGGAUGCUAGAUAUCGGAAACUCCAGGCAAGGAUUUACAAUUUUUUGGAAAGACCUAAGACAUGGCCCUCAGCCUUGUAUCACGUUUUAGUGUAA